AUGGGCUCUUAUCAUGAUCAUCAUACUAUUUCCCUUCCUUUGAGUGGAGAAUUGGAAGCAGGAUGGACUGGUAAUGGCGAAGCGCUGUUCCAGCCUCAUCUUUUCAAGGCAUCCUGGGCCUUGUUGCUUUCCAGACUCUCAGAAACACACACAACAAUAUUUGCAGUGUUGGAACAACUGCCAGUCCCUCCGAGCGAGACGUGUUCAAAAUCAGUGUUUUCGCCUCCGCAUUUGGAAACAUGGGAAAUAUCAGACAAGCCAGACAGUCUUUUGGUGGAUGCAGCGAAGGAAAGGCAUUGUGGGCCUCUUUCAGGCACACAGCCGUCGACGGGUGUGGUUAUUAGGUGGCAUGAUGAAUUGAAUGAUCCGAUCUCGUCGCCCUGUGUAUGCAAUACGAUGAUUGCUUUGGAUUGCAGUAAAUCACCUGUCCAAAUAUCCAUGAAAUACUUAAGCACAUAUCUCACAGUGAACCAAGCCUGGUCACAAUUAACGGCUACGGUUCAUAUUCUGAAGCAAAUGGUUAGGAGCCCAGGGUUAUCACUCCAUGAGGUGGAUUUCCUGGGUUCUUAUAGCACCAGAUUGAUCCGGCAAUGGAACAACCCGUACUCACUUGUACGACCACAAGUGUGCAUACAUACCUUGAUCCUAGAACAUUGCCGGAGCCAACCCAAUGCCGAGGCACUGUGUGCUUGGGAUGGUUCCAUCACGUAUGCGGAGCUUGAUCAAUUUUCACUCGCAGUGGGACUCAAGCUGCUGUCGCUUGGUGUUAGCCCAGAGUCAGUGGUGCCGCUCUACUUCGAAAAGUCGCGCUGGACGGCGGUCGCCAUGCUGGGAGUUUUAAGAGCGGGGGGGGCUUUUGUUCUUCUCGAUCCAUCUCACCCUAUGACUCGUCUGGCUGAGAUUUGUUCAGAGGUGCAGGCAACUGUGGCCAUCGCCUCGGAGUCAUUACAAGAACUGGGUCGGCAGCUGGGUCCUCGGGUUGUCACUGUCCCAGGAACAAAUAAGAGUAACAUCAGCACAGAUAGGAAUGCCUUUAGCACAUAUGUCAACCCUUCAAAUGCCGCAUACGUCGCUUUUACUUCUGGCUCUACCGGAAAGCCCAAAGGCAUUGUGAUUGAACAUCAGUGCUUCGUUGCAAAUACGCUGGCUCAAAACGCGGUCCAGAAUAUUAAUAGACAAACACGAGCAUUUCAAUUUGCUUCAUAUGGGUUUGAUAGCAGCAUUCUUGAAACACUUAUGACUUUGGUGGCGGGUGGUUGCGUCUGUAUACCCUCGGAGGAGCAGCGGCUCAACGGCCUUGCAGAUGCUAUCCGCGGGCUGCGAGCUAACUGGCUCGAAUUGACCCCAUCUGUGGCACGGUUCAUCAAUCCUGAAGAGGUACCGGACGUGCGAUCCGUCUUGCUUGUCGGUGAGCCCAUGUCUCAAGACCACAUCACACAAUGGUCAGGGUCGGAGAAGGUUCAACUUCUGAACGCAUACGGUCCGGCCGAGUGUAGUGUGGUAGCUGCUAUCCAGCCUCAUGCGAAACUGGAAGAUCCCCAAAAUAUCGGCCGUUCAUAUAGCAGUCACUGUUGGAUCGCGAACCCUCACGAUCAUAAUCAACUUGAGCCCCUGGGCGCGGUAGGGGAAUUACUCAUCAGCGGGCCAAUCGUGGCCCGAGGCUAUCUCAACCAGCCCCACCAGCAGUCUUUCAUAUCCAACCCUCGCUGGGCGACGCGUUUCGGGAUUUCUCCAGGCGAACGUGUUUAUAAAACUGGAGAUCUUGUGCGAUAUAAUGUUGAUGAUGGCUCGUUGCGCUACGUUGGGCGCAAAGACCGGGAGGUGAAAAUCCACGGGCAACGUGUUGACCUACAGGAAAUCGAACAUCAUGCCUCCCAGUUUCAAAAGAGAAUACUUGCAGUGGCUGAUGUAAUUCAAGUCAACGGUAGCAGCGCGAGGAAACUUCUUACUUUGUUCAUUGCCGCGGAUAAUGAUGAGACUCGCAUGACGAAGCAAAGCUUCGUCGUCCCCAUUAAUGACACCUUGCUCGAUUUGGUGACCGGCGUCAAACAAUGGCUUCGUGACCGUCUACCCCCAUACAUGAUUCCAACCAAGUAUAUAUUCGUUAACCGCUUUCCUCUAACGAGAACCGGCAAGCUAGAUCGGCGUGCCUUGGUCGAGCUUGGGACAGUAUCUGGUCACUCGCCGUCUGGAGAGCACCCGUCGAAUCAGCAUGAUAGAGAAGAUUUUGAGCUGGACCCGGAGCUUAUCGUCAAGGAAAAUACCUUAUGUUCAAUGUUUGCUGAAGUAUUGGGGUGUCUGGAAAGAGACAUUAGCGCAGAAGACGGUUUCUACGACAUGGGAGGGAAUUCAUUAGCUGCCAUCCAGUUGGUAUCCUGUGCACGCAAGCGUGGUAUGGACCUUACGGUGGCGGAUAUCAUCCGUCUUCAGAAUCCACGAGAGAUUGCGCGAUGUACUGUGGAAAGCAGAGAAGCUGACGAGAUCUCGCCAUUCUCUCUUCUCGUGGAUAUCGAAGACAGUCUAUCCGCCGCGACCGUCCAUUGUGGCGUUGAGAGAGAGAUGGUUGAAGAUAUUUACCCAUGCACCCCACUGCAAGAAGGCCUUAUGCAUCUCUCGAUAAAGAAUCCGGGAGCUUUCAUGGGCACAUACCGAUUCUCAUUGGCUCCUUCGACGAACCUACAGCGGAUCUGGGCUGCAUGGGAACAGCUUUGGCUUGUGCACCCUAUCCUCCGAACACGCAUCAUUCAACUUCAGGAUGGUCAAAUGCUUCAAGUAGUCACCAAGCAGAAGUCCCCAUACAAGGAUAUUUUAGCCAUGGAUGAUUCCCAGCCCAUGAACUUGGGGAACCCCCUUGCACGUGUGACAUUCCAUCCUGGACCAGCUUCCGCUGGAACAGAUUCUGGCAUAUUCCUGCUGACCAUGCACCACGCUCUUUUUGAUGGAUGGUCAUAUCUGCAGCUGCUUGGAGAUCUCCAACUGAUGUACAAUGGGGACAGACUGCCACCACGCCCUGCCUUCAAUCAUGUCAUUAACUACAUCUCCAAGCUGAGCAUUGAGGAAGGUCGUUCUUUUUGGACUCAAGAGUUCAAUGAUUUCCAAGCAACAAUGUUCCCUAUCUCUCCCCGACGACCCUCUGCCUCGCCACAUUGGCAAGUCAGAAGCCAGCAAACUAUCCUGGCCAAGUCAGAUAUGAACUGGACUCUCGCCAAUAAAAUCAAAUUAGCAUGGGCUCUUGUGGUCUCUUCCCAAACUCACUCGAAUGAUGUGGUGUAUGGAUUGACGGUCUCAGGCCGGAAUGCCCCAGUUCCAGAGAUCGAUCGUAUUGUUGGGCCAACUUUUGCAACAUUCCCCUUGCGCACGCAGCUUGAUGACAAACUAACGGUGGAAGAUAUAUUGAUCCAAAUGCGACAGCACGAUGUCUCUAUCAUGCCAUUUGAGCAUAUUGGUCUCAGGCGUAUCGCGGAGUCAAGCUCAGACGCGGCCUUGGCUUGUGGAUUCCAGAAUCUUCUUACCAUUAGAUUGCAAUCUCUUCAGAUUCCUCAGGGUGCCUUGAUUGAUUUACCCGAGAACGAAGACCAUGAUUUCAAGUUUGCGUCGUAUCCCCUGUCAAUCGUGGCCCAACAGCAAGAUAAAUCACUAGAGAUCAAAGCUAUCUUUAAUAACCACAUUAUAGGCACUGAUAUGGCCGAGGCUCUGCUGGAGAAUUUUGAUGCGCUGUUGCAGCGAAUCCUUCAAGAGCCCGGGGCGAGAAUGAGGGACCUGAGGGGCCAACUUCCCGCCAAGUGGCAGCAAUUGGUGGCGAUCAACAAAAAGACUCUGCCUCACCUGAAUUGCCUUCACAAUAUUAUCCAGGGCUUUGGCGUGACCCAACCAAACUCAGAGGCCGUCUGCGCAUGGGACGGGUCCCUAACAUAUGAAGAACUUGUCGUGUUGUCACGAAGGUUAGCAGGCCAUCUUCAAUCUUCCAGAUCUGGGUCAGGACCCGGCGUUUUCAUCGGGAUUUGCGUGGAAAGGUCGAAAUGGUUCCCAGUUGCCAUCCUGGGUGUCAUGAUGUCUGGAGCAGCCAUGGUUUUGUUGGAACCCAACUUCCCUGUACAGCGUUUGCAGCAUAUAUUGCGAGACUCUGGGGCACAAACGAUGAUAUGCUCUCCGGCAUUCCAAGAGAAGUGCACAGGCAUGGUCGAUGAUAUGUUGGUUCUGACUCCCGAUAUCUUGACACAACUGGACUACGAUGCUUGGACUCCAUCAGCGGUGUCUCAUCAAGAUGCAAUGUAUGUUGCUUUUACAUCCGGAUCAACCGGUGUUCCAAAGGGCGUUGUGAUAGAGCAUGGCAUGGUAUAUUCGAUGAUCCAGGCCCAUAAGAACGUCAUUGGCGCAUCAAUUGCCUCCCGGGGCUUGCUUUUCGCCUCGCCCGCCUUUGAUAUCUGUCUUGCUGAGAUUGUACUUGUCCUCGGUGCGGGUGGCUGCGUUUGUGUACCUUCUGAAGCUCAACGCAUGAACAGCUUGGCGAAAACGAUGACAACUAUGCAGGUGAACAUGGCCAUGCUGACCCCUUCGGUAGCGCGAACACUUUCUCCGGCCACAGUUCCCUGUCUGCACACUCUGAUCCUUGGAGGGGAGCCACCAUCAGCCUCUGAUCUGGCGACAUGGGCUUCACAAGUCCAGCUGCAUCAAUCAUAUGGGCCGGCCGAGUGCGCUAUGUACACAACCACUACAGCGCCAUUGACUCUCACCUCAGAUUUGGGCAACGUCGGAUCUUCGCCAAACGCAUCCUGUUGGAUCGUUGACCCGGACAACCACGAUGAGCUUCAGCCUGUGGGCUCGGUAGGAGAACUACUGAUUGGUGGGCCGAUUGUUGGAAGAGGGUAUAUCAACCGGGCCCAAGAGUCUGCAGCGGCCUUCAUUCGUGACCCCGUCUGGAGUGAGAAAUUCCCCUUCCUGCGAGGAGACCGACUUUACAAGACUGGAGAUCUCGCUGUUUUGAACGCAGACGGGUCUUUGGUUUUGAUUGGCCGGAAAGAUACACAGGUCAAGCUCAAUGGGCAGCGGAUUGAGCUGCACGAGAUUGAGCAUUGUGCCGAGAGAUACCAACAUGGUACCGCGGUCAUUGCGGAGUUGAUAAAGCCUGCCGGCAUCGAGAGACCCAGACUUAUCAUGUUCGUUUAUGAUCUUGUAACGGUAGAAACAACGGUGGGCAUCACAUCAGCUUGUCAUGACCAUCGGGAGGUGUUUCUCCCUCCUUCAGCACAAAAUAAAUCUUACCUUGAAGGUGUGAAACACCAUCUCAACCAACACCUCCCACCGUACAUGGUACCUUCCCUUUUCCUUUCACUAUCUCGUCUGCCGCUCAGCCCAAGUGGCAAGGCCGACCGCAAGACGCUACGCCAGAUUGCAUCGAAAAUGGAAAGAGAGGCAUUGGAGAUGUAUCUGGAGAAUCCGGUGACGGUGAAAAGGGAACCCAUCACAGAGCAAGAGCGAUUCGUCCGUGCAAGUUUUGCCACGGCCCUAUCAUUAAAUGAGGAGGCUAUUGGUAUAGACGAUAACUUCUUCGCUCUGGGAGGCGACUCCAUCACUGCCAUGCGGGUUCUCACUUUGUGUCGGAGAAGAAACAUGGCCAUCUCGAUGCAGGAAUUCCUCUCAAACAACACUGUAUCCUUAUUUUGCACACAUUCCAUUGUGAUUCAGAGCGACGGUGUUGAUCCGAAACGCCAGAAGCUCCUGAAGUCACAAGAAUCGAUUAGAGGGGAAGAUCAUCUCGUCCAGUUUGAGCACGUCGAUUACCAGCUGGAUAUGGUUCGAUCUCAGCUGAAUUUGUUAAAAUCCGAUUCCAUCGAGGAUAUCUACCCCUGCUCUGAUGCCCACAGUGGGGUGUUGGAGCUCUAUACGUCUAAUUACACGAGCACUGCAAUUUUCGAAAUUUGCCCUACGGGCUCAGUGACUGCGAUGCAAGUGAGCAACGCUUGGAGUCAACUAGUGCACCGUCAUGUUGCCUUGCGGACGGUUCUCAUGAAAGAGCCAAAGGUUCACCCGGAUUAUCUCCACGUGGUCCUUGACAAGGGACCAGGUCAAAUUCUUGUUCUUGCCCGCAGUAAGAAUGCUCUUUCGGAACUGAAAAACCUCGAACCAGUCCAAUCCUGGGGCCUGUCACCACCACACCGGCUAAUCAUCGGUCAAGACUACUCUGGAGCGGUCUUCAUGAGGUUGGAAACGGGCGGUGCCUUGAUUGACGCUUUUUCCAUGACUAUUCUACUAGAAGACCUCUCUCUCGUGCUUCAGGGUCAGCCUUUGCCAGAGAAAGGGGUCUCGUACCGUCAAUACCUGUCCCAUUUGCGCGCCCAAUCAUCUUCAGAAACACUGCAAUACUGGAAACAAGCGCUUUAUGGAGUUUACCCUUCCCGUUUACCAAGACUACCUGCCAAGGAGACCUCCCCUCUAGCUGAAUCUCGCUCGCAGAGCCGCUGCCUUCCAUUUGCACAAUCGAAGCGCCUAGAUUCCUUCUGGCGCUCUAAUCAUCUGACCAUCACCAACAUUUUCCAGCUAGCAUGGGCCUUGACUCUCACACACUAUACCAAUUCCCAUGAUGUAUGCUUCGGAACCAUCACCUCGGGGCGUGACACUCCCGGUCUUGAAGUGUGGAAUAUUGUUGGAACGUUUUUCAACGUUCUUCCGUGCCGAAUUGCGAUUGAACCCACGCGCACGGUGCUGGAUGCCCUACGACAAAACCAGGAGGAUAUUCAGCGUCGAAAUGAUCACCAGCACUGUUCCAUGCCAGAUAUGAUUCGCAAAUCAGGAAUAAAACGUUUGGACAAUGGCCAGGAGUUGUUUAAUACAAUUCUAACAGUGCAGAACCCAUUCUCAGCACAAUCAUCUACUGGGAAAGGUGGGAGCAACGAGAUCGAUAUCAAACUGAUCGAUUUGGAGGAUGCGACUGAGUAUGACCUUUGCGUGGCUAUUACUCCUUAUCCUUCCCACUUUAAGGUGGAAUUACGCUACUGGUCGACGACCGUGUCUGAGGAAUACGCUUCGGAUAUUCUCGAUCGUCUUUUCGACCAGUUAGAACAGAUUGUGAAUCAUGCGACCCAGCCAUUAAGCGUCAUCACCAGCGUUGGAUAA
Molecule: messenger RNA, 7113 nt
Organism: Penicillium vulpinum
Lineage: Eukaryota; Fungi; Ascomycota; Eurotiomycetes; Eurotiales; Aspergillaceae
Product: non-ribosomal peptide synthetase
Exons: 3
Coding region: 1-7113 (2370 amino acids)
Biological process (GO): secondary metabolite biosynthetic process; amino acid activation for nonribosomal peptide biosynthetic process
Cellular component (GO): cytoplasm
Molecular function (GO): phosphopantetheine binding; catalytic activity
Source: RefSeq, a predicted model, not a curated record